Neolamprologus brichardi is the source of this 940-nucleotide messenger RNA. Lineage: Eukaryota; Metazoa; Chordata; Actinopteri; Cichliformes; Cichlidae. The record is from RefSeq and is a predicted model, not a curated record.
AGCAGUGCGAAGCAGGAAGCGGUUGAAAGCGAGCAGCACCUGCAUGGAGAGGAUAUCGUAGUACUUAUUCGUAAUUGUUCUGACAGACUGGAACCUUUGGACCUGCUGAUACACCUGUGAUACACCUGCGUGUCUGUCCUCGGGGCUGAUGAUGGACCCACCACACACAGACUUCUUCUACUGCUGCGGAGCCGCCACGGAGCUGCUCAGGUUUGGAUCCCGCCCCCUAACCUCUGCACACAAGGUGCUCUUCCUCAUCAUCCCAGGUAACCCAGGUGUGGUGGGCUUCUACAGGACCUUCAUGCAGACGCUCCACAGCAGGUGUGGCUACCAGCACCCGGUGUGGGCCGUAAGCCACGCCGGCCACUGCGCUCCUCCGGCCUCCAUGGACAUGAUCGAAGACGGCGCCUCGGCGGCGGAGGACGACGUGUUCGGUCUGGACGGGCAGGUCGAACAUAAGCUGGCUUUCCUCAGGAAUCACGUUCCCAGAGAAACCAGCCUGGUCCUGAUCGGUCACUCCAUCGGCUGCUACAUCAUUCUGGAGAUGAUGAAGAGAAAUCCUGAGAGGAAGGUCCUGAAGGCGCUGCUGCUGUUUCCCACCAUCGAGCGCAUGGCUCAGAGCCCUCAGGGGAAGGUCAUGACCCCCGUGCUGUGUCACAUGCGUUACGUGGUCUACCUGCCCCUCUUCCUGCUCUCGCUGCUGCCCGACAGGCUCAAAGUCGGCCUCAUCAGACUGACGCUGGGGGGAAUCCGCUCUCUGGACCUCACUGUGGUGCAGCCCACCCUGGGCCUGCUCAGCGGAGACGCUGCAGCCAACGCCAUGUACCUGGGCGGGCAGGAAAUGAGGAAAGUUCUAAAAAGAGACGACACGACUAUCGGGAAACAUCUCGACAAGCGCUCCUGUCAGAUGUUAUGGCAGAGCUCGGCGUCGGCAGACUGA